AUGUCGGGAAAACUUAUCAUGAAACGGAAAUUGGAUAAACAACAAGCCGCAGAGCCACAAUCUAUAGGAUUAGAAGCGAAUAGAGAAGAUGUGGCCAGUGGAAGUAACCGAAGAGAAUCAUUAUCAAGUCCCAAUCCCCAUUUCCAAAGAAAUGAAAACAAUUCAACUCAGGACUCCGGAAUAGAUCAAUCCAUGCACCAAAGUAAACGUCUACGUUGUGAUACUCCUCCACCAGAACCUGAAGAUGAGGAGAUUCGUCAAUUGAACCUAGAUGGCAUUGAGCCAACACAUCAGGAUAUUUUAAAUAAUCAACGUAAUCGUCAGCUACUCGAGGCUAUACAAUCAAAAAUGAUGGAAUUACAACGAGAAUUGGAUGAAUUUGAAGAAGAUUUUGAUGCGUAUGAUCAUGAUGACGGCGAGGGCGAACAACAACCGGUCAUGUCUGAUCAAGAAGCUGAAGCUUUGGGCUAUGCCAUGUGUGCCCAGGAAACCAUAUUAUUCUUACAAAGAGAGGGUAUACCUUCGGAUAGUCUACUCUAUACCCGCCUGCACGAGGCCUUGGUUGGUCGUGCCCAAAAUGAUCGGGCAUUUCAAAUAUAA
Messenger RNA from Musca vetustissima, 600 nucleotides. RefSeq lists its product as uncharacterized. The transcript has a single exon. NCBI's taxonomy places the organism in Eukaryota, Metazoa, Arthropoda, Insecta, Diptera, Muscidae. The coding region runs from base 1 to 600 and encodes 199 amino acids. The record is from RefSeq and is a predicted model, not a curated record.